This is a messenger RNA of Hippocampus zosterae (dwarf seahorse), 6224 nucleotides long. RefSeq names its product nuclear factor I/A (gene nfia). The coding region runs from base 681 to 2126 and encodes 481 amino acids. Gene Ontology annotation, molecular function: DNA-binding transcription factor activity, RNA polymerase II-specific; RNA polymerase II cis-regulatory region sequence-specific DNA binding. The transcript is spliced from 11 exons. Gene Ontology annotation, cellular component: nucleus. Gene Ontology annotation, biological process: regulation of transcription by RNA polymerase II. The record is from RefSeq and is a predicted model, not a curated record. Lineage: Eukaryota; Metazoa; Chordata; Actinopteri; Syngnathiformes; Syngnathidae.
CGCGCGGAGUCUUUCAGUCAGCUCGUCCGGUCGGAGCGAGCGAGCGCGCAGGUCCCGCUUGCGUUGUCGGCGGUGCUGUUAGCGCAGCGGCAGGCGGCAGGCGGCAGGCGGCGGGAGGGCGGCCAGGCGUCGCUCUUUCUUGUCCCCUCGCGCGACACUUCCCGACGGCCGAGGGCGGACGGCGGACGGUGGAAGGCGGACGGCGGGCGCUCCCGUUCCCGCGCGGUCCUGCGGCGGCGCGGCAGGACAAAACCCGGCCGCCCGCUCGGGCCAGCUCGCUGCCAUGCGGGACCUCCGCUCCCGCGCGCUCGCCGUAGUCGACGACGGGACCCCCCCGGCCCGGGCCCCCCCGCCACACUUUGGACUCUGGUGACGACAUGUUGCUCUUCGGACGGCGGCGGCGGGCCUCUGCCUAACAGGUCCGCCGAGCGCGCCUAUCCCGAGGCGGGGUCAGAGUUCACCCCCCCGCUGGGAAAUGUGAGAGCAGGGGGGCGACCGGAGGGCUACACCUCCUCCUCCCCCCCCCAACCCCCACGCCCCUUCCCGGCCCCCAACCCCGCCACCCCCGGCCCCGCUCGUCCCGUCCGUCGUUUUCGUCUCGCGCACGCGCGCCCACCGGAGCCGGACUGGGCCACGCAGCCACGGGCGUACGCGCGCGCGCGCGGCCACGCGGACCAGUCAUGUACUCGCCGCUUUGUCUCACGCAGGACGAGUUCCACCCGUUCAUCGAGGCGCUGCUGCCGCACGUGCGCGCCUUCGCCUACACGUGGUUCAACCUGCAGGCGCGCAAGCGCAAGUACUUCAAGAAGCACGAGAAGCGCAUGUCCAAGGAGGAGGAGCGCGGCGUGAAAGACGAGCUCCUGGGCGAGAAGCCCGAGGUCAAGCAGAAGUGGGCCUCGCGCCUGCUGGCCAAGCUGCGCAAGGACAUCCGCCCCGAGUUCCGCGAGGACUUUGUGCUGAGCGUGACGGCCAAGAAGGCGCCCUGCUGCGUGCUGUCCAACCCCGACCAGAAGGGCAAGAUGCGCCGCAUCGACUGCCUGCGGCAGGCCGACAAGGUCUGGCGCCUGGACCUGGUCAUGGUCAUCCUCUUCAAGGGCGUGCCGCUGGAGAGCACCGACGGCGAGCGCCUGGUCAAGUCGCCGCGCUGCGCCAACCCGGGCCUCUGCGUGCAGCCGCACCACAUCGGCGUCUCCGUCAAGGAGCUGGACCUCUACCUGGCCUACUUUGUCCACGCAGAGGGCGGCCAAUCAGAGAGCCCAAACCAGGCCGGCGAGGCGGACAUGAAAGAGCAGAGCGAGAACGGUCAUCUGAGUUUCCAGGACACUUUUGUCACUCCAGGAGUUUUUACCGUUUCCGAACUUGUACGAGUCUCACAGACUCCCAUCGCCGCCGGCACGGGUCCCAACUUCUCGCUGGCCGACCUGGACGGCUCGUCCUACUACGGCAUGAGCCCCGGCGCCAUGAGGAGGCCCCUGCCCAGCACCUCCUCCUCGUCCAGCUCGGCCAAGCGCAUCAAGUGCAUGGAGGAGGACGCCGACAGUCCCGGCGAGGACUCGUAUUACCCGACUCAGGGCCGCUCGCCGGGCAGCGUCAGCCAGGCCGGCAGCUGGCACGAGGAGCCAGCAGCAUACAAGCUACGCGGCUCCUUAGCUAGCUCCUUCAUCUCUCGCCAAGCCAGCCCGCACGCGCCGCCCUCCGGCCUGCACUUCUCGUCGUCGCCCAUCCUGCAGCAGCCCGCCUCGUACUUCUCGCACGCCGCCAUCAGGUACCACCCGCAGGACCCCCUCAAGGACUUUGUGCAGCUGGUGUGUCCCGACUCCGCCCAGACGGCCGGACAGGUGGGCUUCCUCAACCCUAAUGGUAGCUCCCAGGGAAAAGUCCCCAAUCCUUUCCUGGCCACGCCCAUGCUGCCCCCUCCUCCGCCGCCACCCAUGGCCCGGCCCGUCCCGCUGCCCGUCGAGGCCAAGCCGCCCGCCAGCUCCUCGGCCGAGGUGGGGGGCAACUCGCCGUCGUCGCCGACGUAUUCGGCCCCGCCCGCCGGCUCUCCCGCCCAGCGAUUUGUGAGCGUGGGGCCGCGAGACCCCGCCUUCAACAUCCCGCAGCAGCCGCAGUGGUACCUGGGAUAAGGACGCCACCCGAGGCUACACCCGGUCCCGCCCCCGGAGCCGCCCACGUUGACACGCCCCCGCCUUCCCGCGCCUGACUUUGCCCACCAGCGCCCGCCUGGCCGUCGGCCUCGGCGUGGCUCGGGGAUGGGGUCGAGGGCCACGGCCUCGCCUCCCAAACCUGGAAAGGUUCCCUCUGUCUUGCGGGGGAGGGGCCUAACCCGACAACUCCCAGCCUUUGCUGUGUCCCCGCCUCCUCCUUCUCCUCCUCCUCAUUGAAGGGAGGAGUCUUAUCACCAGCUUAUGACCCACUUUCGACUCCGCCCCUUUUGGGAAAGCGCUGAGAGCGGGCGGGGUUUGUUGACUGAGUGCUGCUUGAUGACUCCGCCCACUGGGGGGGGCACUCUCCGGAAGGAUCUGCGAGUGGACGGGCAUUGUUGCCGCAUUGCCGGUUGUCACCUGACCUGACCUCUUCUUCGGCCUCCCCAUAUUCCAAUAUGAAAUAUCGGAAUAUGAAAUAUCCUCAUCCUGCACGAAAGUGGAGAUGAGGAAAACGUGCAAUGUUUGGAAGCUCCAAGCUGUUUUUUUUUGUUCCCCUCCCGCCCCCCAAAAAGUCCGCCGGCACCUCUGGACUCUAAAACAGGAUGCGCAAAGACAAAACGGACGCUGUCGUUGUUAUCAUCUUUAUCACUUUGAUUGGGAUUCUUCUUAUUGGGAGACGAUGGUGACCAUCGCUCAGAUGAUAUUUUUGGGAUGGUGUCGCUCCCUUUCAAAGUUGUCGCUCGCUUGGACUUUUGCCAAACGAGCGCAUCUUUCACUUUCGCGAAGCGCUUUGGGAGUUUCAGCUACAGUCAGCCCUCGCCGCCAACCGUCUGGAUGACUCGAGUACUCGAGUACACGAGUACAUCAGCAAAAGUACCUCGCCGCAUCAACAACAAAAGCAUUGCUGCGAAGGCCGCUUUUGUGCAAGAAUUUGGUGUGUGUGUGGGGGGGGGGGUCAUUUUUCUCAGAAAUAUCCAAUUGGAACUGGGAGCCAUUUUGAGGCAUGAUCAGGUCUCUGCUACGUAGGUGAUUUUUACAUUAUUCAUGCUUUCAUCAAUUAAUCUCCAAAAUUCGGAGGGUUUUUUUCCAUUUUGCGGCAGGAGCAUCUGCGAUAUGCCAACUAUUUGGUGUUUGCAGCAGGUCCAGGCCCCCAAGAGCGAGGGCUGACUGUAUUUUUGAAACACAUUUUUAAAAAUAUGUCUGUACAUAUUUGUUUUGGGGGGCUUUUUUUGUACAUGUUUGAUUUCGCUUUGGUGAAUUUUAGCAUCGACAUGUUUUUUGGCCUUUUUUUUUUCUUGACAUCGUCGCUUUCCCUUCUUUUCUUCCCGGCGUUUGCCAGAUCAUGUCGAAGGGGCGUGGCCCUCCACGAUUGGCCGCCCUCCAAGAGGCACGGCCCAAUACAAGCACUUAGCGUCAGGGGGUGUGGCUCGCCUGCUCAUGUGUAGAUAUGAACAUAUACAUACGUACAUGAGUAUACAAUAUGAAACACGUGCAUGUCGUAGCGUUAGUGAUGAUGUAGUUAGUCACAUGAUGUGGCCGCUUCCUUUUACGUAAGCUCCACCUCAUCACCUCUCGCCAUCAGUGGACUCCUCGUCCACCUUCACCUCAUCCACCCCCCACUUCCCCCCGGGGCAGCUGGCCAACUUUGGUCAGAUGAGCAACAUGGCUAACGGUCGGCGCGAGCGGCUCCGGGAGUGGUCCGGCUAACUCUGUUGUUGGAGUUGGCGGCUGAGCUAAUGGCUAAUGCUCAGCAAGCUAGCGCUGUCCCGUGGCCGCUUAGAGCGGUCGUCGUUGCUGCGCCUUAACCAACGUCAGCUUGGUGGCGGAAGGAAUAUUUGAUCAACUGACCUCACGUGAACACGCAGCGCAGAAGAGGUUCUUUUGACCUGUCGAUAGAACACCUGUGAGCCUAGCCUCUAGGCUCUCAUUAGCCCUGAAAAGCGAGCGGCGUCUUCUCUCGCUAACUGGAGCGGCGUGGCUCAGCGCUAGCCGGCCAACCGAACGACAACCAGCUAACCAUUUGCUCCAGACUUGACUCGGUCCCCUUAGCGAGCCGGCGCCGCAGCCCAUCGGAUUUGUCCGACGAGCUAACGGCUAACGCGGCCGCCGAAGACGACUCGAGAAGCAAAUGAUCCAUUUCAUGAACUUAAUGCAGCUCGUGGAGCCAAUCGUCCUGAAAAUGUGAACCGAGGCAAACAAUGUUGAUGACAAUCAGUUGUUGCAGGAACCUGAAAAAAGAAAAAUACAAAGAAGAAGGGUGGGGGGAGGUCCCUAUUGGGAGCGCCGCGCUCGCUCCGUGAUGCGGCGGCAUUCUUAUGAAUCCCAGAGGAGUUCCAGGCAGAGACGGCAUUGGGCGCCGCGUCGCCGACCGUGGCGAAUCUGGAUCGGAACAAUGGAGACGGCGAGGAGAGGCACGGAGCGAGGCCAGGGGGGGGUCGGGGCUCGGGCCGGGCUCACUCAUGCCCGCGGGCCGAGAUCAGACAGCCGUUUUGCCGGACCGACGGUCGGCCAAUCGGAUGGCCCGCCUGGAAUUCCGCCGGGAUUCAUGGGAAGGCCGCGCAGAACCGUCGUCUUCCAUUGUGCUCAUCCGGCGAAUUCCCAAGAGGAGCCGAGACAACGUUGCUGAUGCAAACACUCGCACUUCCUGGCAACCAAAGUUAGCACGUGACCGGCAUUGCCUUCUCGGGGUCGGUCCCUAAAAAAAAAAAAAAAAAGACCUCACCCAAAACCUGCUGUGACGAUCGUCUCACCCAGCUCGGCUGUGUCGCCGGUUCCCGUUUUCGUGACGCGGUCGCACUUGAGCGCAUCCACCGCAACCCCCGAAAAUCGUUGACACCUCCACGUCGUGCGUCCAGCUCCCUCCCUCGUGUCACGCGAUGAAUCGCUUCCGACUCACGCGCGCCACGUGUCAUUCGCUUGUAAAGUCAACUUCCGACAUUAUGACCUCUGUCCUUAGAGUGAAGGAAAACCAACAGCAGUUUGAUCCGUUAAGUGCGCUUCUGAAACCAGCUGCCUGCGUUCUCUCACCUUAGCUUUCGGCGUUAGCUCCCCAACAUUAACUUUCAGCGUUAGCUUCUGAAGUCAAGCUCUUGAGCUAGCUUCCGACGUUAGCGCCCAACGUUAGCUUCCAGUUUCAGCUUCCCAGGUUAACCUUUGACGUUAGUUUCACUCUUAGCCGCAACGCUUCCAACGUCACCUUUAACGUGAGCGACGACGGGCUCAUUUUCUCUCGGGAGUUACCUUUUGGCGCUUAGCAUUGCGCGUUGACGUUAAAAGGAAGAUCUCUUGGCUUCCGACGUCAGAUGCCCAAGUUUGCGUCAAAAUGAGCCUCCGACGUUACCCUUCGUGUUAGCGUCGAGGAAGCUUCCGACAUUAGCUCCAAUGUUAGCUUGUGAAGUUAGCUUCCAACUUGACCUCUCUUUGUUUCCGGCGUUAGCUUUGACGUUAGCUUCCGGGCCUUUGAGGCAGUGAGCGAAACGCAAAGUGAGAAAUUUGUGCCGUCGCGUUGUCCUCGGAGCGGUGCAAUGAAAUUCCUGGCAGUUUCCUCCAUUUGUGACCCAAUUGCAAAUCUGAGACAGACGGCGCAACUUCUCCAAAGAGAGAAAUCAAACAUGGCAUGGAGACGGUUGCAAAACAGCCGUUGGGAAUUGAAAGAAAUACAACGCUACAACGCUACAACGCUACAACGCAGCGCUUCCAGUGUUACAAAGCGCAGGAAAACAAAUCGCGGGCAGUGGCGGGGGGAGGAUCCAACUGCCAAAACGAUUUCACGGAGACCUUUGAUAUCGUACGUCCCGUUAUAUUGCACAGCUCUGCUGGUUGAUGUUGUUGUUGUUGAUGUUGCUGUUGUGCCGUCGUCGUCAUCGUCGCGGUGCGGUGGCAGCGAGGACGUUUGUGUACGCACGCUCGUCGCGCUGCCCCGCCCCCCCCCCCUUUUCCUUUUCUAGCGCAGCACUUCUUCCUCUUUGUGUUGUUGUGUUCGAGAUGACAUUUGACGGGUCCAAAGAUGCUUGGACGCCUUUGCUUUUUCCUUUGUCUUCAUCAUUCCACGCAAAUAAAGCGCUUGAUUCUGCCACA